Messenger RNA from Cygnus olor (mute swan), 6075 nucleotides. RefSeq names its product sentan, cilia apical structure protein (gene SNTN). The transcript has 4 exons. Gene Ontology annotation, molecular function: calcium ion binding; transition metal ion binding. The record is from RefSeq and is a predicted model, not a curated record. The coding region runs from base 129 to 563 and encodes 144 amino acids. Lineage: Eukaryota; Metazoa; Chordata; Aves; Anseriformes; Anatidae.
CAGCAGGUAGCACUUACAUUAUUGAUGGGGCACGGCUGCAGGCAGGCUGCUUGCACGGGGCAGAGCCUGAAUCCACCUGUUUGCUGUUACUCCAGUUGCUUAGAGAUCACAAACAGCCUGCCCUCACGAUGUGUGGCUGCAAGGCCAGCGUCCCCAGCACAAAGCACUACUCCGUCAGUCCUGCUUCCCCCCAGAAGAGCCCUCCAGCCGCAGCGGGGAUGCCUAAGCGCAUACCUAUAGCCAAGCAGCUGGCAUCAAUAAAAGCUCUAGAAAAAGGCUCAGACCUUGAAAAAGCCGUUGCUACUGCUGCGCUGGUGUAUAACAACGCUGCUGACCCCGAGGGCAAACUCAGCAAAGCUGAAACCAAAAACCUGCUGCAGACCCAGUUUUUGAGUUUCAUGCAGGGCCAAGAAAAUAAACCAAAAUACCAGGAAGUAAUUUCUGCCCUGGAUGAGGAGACAGAGAACAAAAUUGACUUUGAAGAUUUCAUGAUCUUGCUGGUCAGUCUCACUCUAAUGUCUGACCUGCUGCAGGAGAUCAAAAACAUGAAAACCACCAAAUGACCGGUGCUUUAAAGGAAGAAAUAGUUUUGCACUUUACAAGGAAAGUGGGAGUGAAACACGCACAGAGAUAACACUGAGUGCCUGAAUCCCCUCUGCUGUUCCCUUUCAAAUGGAAUAAAGUCUUGUCCAAACCCGCCUGACCUCGCUUCUCUGCAGAGAAAGUGUCUGUGGGCAGUGUCCUGGCAGGAACGGCUGUGAAAUAGGGCCGAGGGCUUCGUGUCUGUGCCAGCGGCUGAGCCCGGGGUCGACUCUUGCCCUGCAGCCCCCAGGGAGGUCCAUGGAGCAGCACCCGUGGUGGGGUUUGCCACUGCCACCCGUGGGGCAAUCUGCUGCAGCCUUCAGUAAGAACUGAGUUAAUCCACGUGCUUUUCACCUUAAGGCUAAGCCUUCUGGAUGGAGCUUUAUUUAUUUAUUUUUAUUUCCUCCUCCAGCUGGCCCGUUCAAUGAGCGAUCACUGCGGAAGGAAUUUCCAAGUCCAGCCUUUGCAAUGUGUCUUUUGGCAGAGGUGUGCUCGUGUGACCAGAGGGGUGACUUAGUUCAACGUGUCAGUCAGCUGGGCCUGUUAUUUCCUGAAAAUGUGAAGAGGAGAGAGCAGAUAAGCUCAGGGAUGGUCAGGACUAGGGGAGUGGGAAAAGGGCAGCUGAUGAAGUGCAGGUGUUGGAACUGGGUGAUAUCUACCACCUUGCGUGGUUAGGGCCAGGGCCUUGGUGCUAAAUGCUCAUCGUUCUCAUGUUUGUUUUGAUUCCUUCCUGUAAGGUCCUGGCUCACAGCCAGCAUUUAGCCCUCCGGAAUAGUCCUCUGGGGCACAAAAAGCGUUCUCACACCCCAGUAACAGAGCAUCCUCGGUAAGAAUUUAGCAGGCCUCUGGGCGAACCAGCAAAACAGUGCAACCCCUUUCCUUUUCUCCUCUCCCUUGCUUGAAAAGGUGACAGUGAUUUAGCUUUGGUACAUAAAAAUAUAUAUAAAACAGGAUGGGAUGAAAACCUUUGGUGCUAAAAGAGGGAAAUUAACGUCAGCUGUGUAACCAGAUUUAACUCCUUGGCAUGAAAAGGUUCUUAGUGCUUCCAGAAAGGAAGAGGAUGCUUUGCAUUGGAUUUUGGUCAAGCUGUGGCAGGAGGAUGGCAGCCAGCUGUUUAGAGAGGACAGGUCUGUGUCUUUCUGCAGCCUGUAAUGGAGCUGAAAGAAGUAAUGUGAAUGGGUUUGGGGAUGGAGCUCAGCAGGGAAGGGGCUGCUCGGGGCGCUGGUCCCGGGGCAAGGGCCUGGCCUGACCUGGAGGCUAAAUAUUCACAGAUCAAAGCGAGGCCUAAUUCUGGUAGCUUCAUCCAUGUGGGCAUCGCAGCUUUGUACAGUUAAUGUGUCCCCAGUCUCUUCCCCCAGCCCCUUGCUUUUUCUUUGAAAGCUUAUGGAAAAAGCAGAUGCUCCUUCUCCAGGGUAGAAAGGCAGAUUGAAUGCAAGAGUGCCUAGAAGGCUUUUCCCAUUACCAAAGUAAAGAAAUCGUGGCAUAGCCCUGAAAAGCUUGUUUGAGAGCCACUGAUGACUUUGAAAACAUGAAUUUAUUAAUAUCCCUCUGUUACAACAAAAAGGCAAAAGGAACAAUAUUGUGAAGCCAAUUAAGAAAGCGUUCUUUGAAAUCGCUAAGGUCCUAACACAGUUUCUGUUAUUGCUGAAACAUUUCUUAAUCUUGCGUGACUUGAAUUAAUGACUUAAGAGCCUUUUGUCAGAUCAAUUCACUCAGUCGUCCUACCACGUGCAAACCCUUCGUAUUCUAAUGCAGUCCCUGUUGUGCACUAGCAUCCAGAGUGCCUGGCUUCCAUCAAAAGCCUAUUGUGCACAGCACUGCAAAAAUCCAGAGUAAGAAGUAAUUCCUCAACAGCAUAGAUAUUGGAGUGGUAGGGAAAGAACCAGAGGUGCAGAGAAACCAGCAAGUGCUCGGUGCACGUAGCAGAACUGGAACUGUGUGCCAGUCCUUGGGUACCUGCCCUUGACAGUCCUGCCUGAUGCUCAAAAGCAGGGGGGUGCACUCGGAAGAGCCCCAGCACCUUCUUAUAGGUAGGAGUAGGCAGAAGUUUGCAACUCGGCUGUGGAAGGUGCUCUUUUAUCAGCUCAGACUAUUUGUGGCUGCCCCGAGCACUCUCAGCUGACGGCUUUGAAGCUGAUCUGGCGUAGACAGCAUGUCUGGCUUCAUCCUUAGGGAGCUGGCUAAAAGCUUCCUUAAAAGGCUACUGUUGUGCUUUAUUUUGUUCCUAGCUCGCUCCUAUUGGAAGCGAUGGGAGUUCAUCAUCGAUUUCUCAUAGCAGAGCCCACGCGAGUGCUCAGGAGUCGAGCAGGCAGCUAAAUUGAUGAAAACUACAUACUCUUCUGCAAGUGUGAACAUCGUAUCAAUAUCUGAUCCCACUCCUGGAAGUGAAGGCAGCGUGAAGAGCAGCUAGUCAAAACUUGACCUCUGUGGGCCUGGACUGGGAUUUUUACAGCUAUGCUGUUCAGGUAGGCUCUGCAGACUUCAGAUCUAUGUCUUAAGUUCUGUCAUCUCUGCCGGUCUGUGAGCUUUCAAAUGACUGCCAGAGGAGCCAUGGGGGUCAGGAGAGCUGGGCUGAAAGCUUCAGCCUCAGAUCUUCAGCUUCUGUUGCCAACUAUUGUCUCAGAGAGGCAGCUUCAUUCUCGUACUCUAAUUAGCACACCUAGAGCUACUGCUUCUCCCCAUGAGACUUACUUCAUAUCUGGCUCUAGUAGAGCCUGCUGGACUUGGAAGGUUUUGAAAAUCUGCUUUAGCCGAACCACCGAGGCGCUCUCCCAGGUUGCAGGGGAGCUCUCACACCCCAGCCCGCUGACUUUUGGGGGGUGAAGCACAGCAGAGCUUUGCAUGGAGAACUUUCUGCCAGGACCCUGAGGCCACAAACACUGUGCCUGCAAAUCUGCAUAAAACUUUUAGGAAAGAGAAAUAUGUUCCCUGACGGGCUUGCUGUUAUUGCACCUUCAGUAAGGCCUUCUGUCUGAGGCCUGAAACCUUGCCUGCUGAGGGACAUGUUGCUCUGUCUCUUCUCCCCUCAAAGUGUUGUGUUACUUUUUUAUGUAAAAUAAAGCUUGUCUGGGUUGCACGCUCCCACCUUGGUCUAGCUGCAUGCCCACAAAAGCACCUUGGCAGCUGCCUGCCACCUGCACUCCUGCCGUGAUUUCUGCAGGUCACCGCAGAGGGGGCACAGGUUUGCAUGUCAGCCUACCAAGACAGCAGUUAUCUCCUCUUCAGGAGUGCUGCCCUGACUCAGGGAGAUGCUACGUGGUGCAUACCCUCGGGAGCUCGCUUCAGAGCGGAUGAAAAGCUUUGUCUCAGAAUUAUGUUCCUUCCGAAGUGCUAUAGUUUGUGAGCCACAAAGGAGCACUCUGAAACGCCUUCUGGAAAAAAGAAAAGCUCUUUGUUUCAGGCUCAGUCAGGGAAGCUAGAUAAAGAAGAAAUGGUGUGUUUUUUAUGGCUUGCUGAACUGACAGCUUUUAAUUCCUGCACUGACUUUUACUGCAGCCAGUGCUUUACAAGGUUUCCAGCGGAGCUACGUCUCCUCUCCCCUCCUUGCUCAUCUGCUGCUCCCUCACCCUCCGAGUGUUUAUAGCCCUGGUCCCGAGUCCUCCUCCAGCAAAGGUAAACAGCAAAUGAUGUUCAGCAGCCAGAUAUAUCGGGCUGUCUCUCCAAUCCCCAGCUGCACAAAUCAGCCAUUAGACUUAGAUAGAUUCAAAGCCACGGGACUUAUCUUUUAUUCAUUAUUAUUGUAGGAGUGAGUUUAUGUUAUGUGUAGCCAUAACAAGAGCCAGCCCCAGCCUCCCAGGCAUACCGAGGGGGUGAAACCAUGCUCCCCCAAACUGAACCAAGUCCAGAGCUGGGUGUCUGUAGCAGAGGCUGUUUGUGCACAGCUGGAAUGGUGCCUUGUUCGUCCUUCUUCCUUUCUUUCCCCUUCACCCUUGAUCUGGUUUUCUGAGUUGCCAUUUGCUGGAUUUUGAUGGCCAGAGCUACACAAGGCACAGCGCACGCUCCCAUGAAGCUGCUGCUGAAAUCAAUGAGGCCAGGACCUCUCAUUGGAGGAAAGCAGCUCCUCAGGUGGGAUAGUUUCCAACCCUCCAGUAAAAACAGCAGCUGAAUAAAUGCAGAAGUUCAUCAGUGGGCGAAACCAAGCCUGUGUUUGUCCUGAAUGAUCAAUAAAUGACAUCUCAGGAGCUUCCCCACCCUCGCAACCCACCAAAACUAAGCAGCCUCUGGGCACCCUGCUGUCACCGGGGCAAAGAGAACAAGUGUCACGGUAAAUGAUCCUUAGCAAAAGUCUUGCCUUACUGCAUAUGAUUACUGCGAGGCUCAAUAAGUGUUAUUCAGUGUUACAAAACGAACUAUGAGCUCUUUGGAAAGCAGCUAAAGUCAGCGUAACUUUUUGUCUGGAUAUAUCGAUGUACGCUAGCCCUCUGCUUGAGUUUGAAAAACAAAGCUGGGUACUACUGGAGAUGAACCAAAUAUUCCUUCAGUGGGGACAAGUAAAAAGAUCUACAGCCCAGCCCCAAGACCUUUCAUUCUCCUCCAGCAGUGUCCCAGAGCCCUCCAGUUGUUUCUCUGGUUCCUUUUUCCAGGAGUACAAGCGUGGUUUAUUUUGAUGCUGGGGCUAUUGGGGGAAGGCUGUGCCCAAAGCUGACCCGUUUCCCGCAUCUGCUGGUGGAUUAUCCUUGAGCUAGUUGUUCUGUGCUUGGGUCCAGCCUCCACUUGAUGCUCUUUUGGGGUUUGUUUGGAAACCACGUGCACUUACAGAGACACACAGGUUAGGCUUUAGAUGAGAGAGUUUGCUUCUUGAGAGCUGCAAAUACCCCUGUGCUUGACAUGUAUGAAAACCACGUCAGGGACAGACCACCAGAGGUGAAACAUCCCCUUUCCUCAGACACUGCAGUUGGUGUCACCAUUUCCUUGGGUUUGUGCCUGACUACGAGGAUUUUUAUAGGGUUUUGUCUAAUUAAUUAAAGAAAACAAAUUGCAAAACUACCUUCUUAUUAAACUGCUCUCACUACGGAAAUAAGGCUGAUUACUUCCUUGACAAACUUUAAUUAGGCAGCUACAACAAGCUGUAAUAAAGACCACAAAUUAAAAAGAGAUCAUAUUAAAGGUGGCUUUGUCAAAUCCUGGAUUAAUGCUGGGCAACACACACAAUGAUUAAAUGAUAUGGAGAAGCUCCUCUUUUCUACUUGGGUAAAAAUCUAUCAUAUUCCUGGAGGAAGAUUAGUUUAUGUAAAAACAUCACAUUAAUAGCCGACACAUCAAUGAGUGUUUAACAGCAGUUUCUUUCCAUCAGCAGCUCUUAACUUGCGUUUUUUUGAGACUCAGCCUUUACAAUGUUCUUUAUCUUUUCUCUAAAUUUAUGCUUGUACUACACAUGACCCAAGGGUACUGCAAAGCCUCUGAGAAAUAGAGAAGCUUUAUUACCUGCACAUUUAUUCCCCAAUUUGUCUUUCCUCUUCUGGUAUUUUAGUGCUUGGAUUCAGCUCAGCUGAA